Messenger RNA from Ilyonectria robusta, 786 nucleotides. RefSeq names its product thioredoxin-like protein. The record is from RefSeq and is a predicted model, not a curated record. Gene Ontology annotation, cellular component: cytoplasm. Bases 1 to 786 code for a protein of 261 amino acids. The transcript has 2 exons. Gene Ontology annotation, biological process: protein folding. NCBI's taxonomy places the organism in Eukaryota, Fungi, Ascomycota, Sordariomycetes, Hypocreales, Nectriaceae.
AUGGCGGCGCCUGCAGAACAGCGGAUUGCUGUCCCUAUCGACGAUCCCAAUGCCGACACAGAAUGGAAUGAGAUUCUACGGAAACAUGGCGUCAUCCCCGAGAAGCCUCCCAGCCCGACUCCCAUGAUUGAGGAGGCUAUUCUCGAGGGUAGAAGGCUAGCGCACGAGAAUCGCCUGGAGGGCAAGGACCUGGACGAACUCGACGAACUCGAAGAUGACGAGGACGAGGCCUUUCUCGAACAAUAUCGGCAAAAGCGGAUGGCUGAGAUGAACAACAUCUUAAAGAAGGCCCUUCAUGGAACCGUGUACCCGCUCUCGAAGCCCGAAUACCAGCGAGAGGUCACCGAUGCCUCAAAGAACGGUCCCGUGUUUGUAAACCUCACAUCAUCUAUGGGAAACAACGUCGAGUCAAGAGUUUUGACUGAGCUUUGGAGACAAGCUGCCCAGGAGUACGGCGAGAUCAAGUUCUGCGAAAUUAGGGCAAGCCAAGCGAUCGAAAACUACCCUGAUCGCAACUGCCCGACCAUAUUGGUGUACAAGAACGGUGACAUCAUCAAGCAAGUCGUGACGCUCGCGACUAUUGGCGGCGUUCGCACCAAAAUGCAGAGGAUUGACGAUAUGCUUGUGGAGGUUGGUGCAGUGCCCGAUUCGGAUAUGCGUGUCGUGAGGCGGAGGCGAGCCGCAGAGGAUGCCGAGGAGGAACGCCUGGCUGGAAGUACCAUCAAGACUGGGACUGCCGGGAGGUCGCGCAAGGUGGACGACAGCGACGAUGAUGAUUGGGAUUAA